Phycodurus eques (leafy seadragon) is the source of this 3045-nucleotide messenger RNA. RefSeq names its product coiled-coil domain containing 191 (gene ccdc191). The transcript has 17 exons. Gene Ontology annotation, molecular function: phosphatase binding. NCBI's taxonomy places the organism in Eukaryota, Metazoa, Chordata, Actinopteri, Syngnathiformes, Syngnathidae. Bases 59 to 2590 code for a protein of 843 amino acids. The record is from RefSeq and is a predicted model, not a curated record.
GAUGGCAAGUCAGAGACAAUACUGAAAUAUAUAAUGUUUUAUUGUAUCUUCAUAACAGAUGGACGCAUUACCCGGCCCCGAGCUUCACUUGUUGAGGUGUAGGAAGAGCAUUGGCAAGAAUACAACAACAAAACCAACAGCAUCCAAGAAGCAUACGAACAAAGAGGACAUCGAUCACUGGAGGAAGCGAGUGGAGAAGGCCUCGGAGUUCGCCCUGUCCGAGGUCUUCUUCCCCAGGAGAGCUCAGACGGGAAGCAAGAGCCUGGCCGUGGCCCUACGGAGCUGGGAGCAGCUAAGGGAUCACGAUGACGCCUACGCCGAAGCUAAGGCCCUGUUGGGAGACUGGAUGGACAAGACGUGGAAGCCUGAGCUGGUGACACAUGGCCUGACGCAUGAUAAGGGGAGCCCAGCCACGCCGCCACCCCCUGGCUUCAACUACAACAACUUCAAUGAUCUGUACGACCACCUGGCCCAGGAAGAGGAGAACCGUGCCGUCAACAACUUCCUGCAAGACCUGAAGGAGCAGGAAGUGUUGGAUGGAGGAAUGAUGGAGAAGCUGACAUCGGACGGCAGAGAAAGUAACAGGACCUUCACAGACCCUGUCAUCACAAUGGAGGUGCGCCACCAGCAGGUGCGUGAGAACAGGGCCCUCUGCACAGAGGAGGCCAAGAAGAGGCGAGACCAAGAGCAAGAGGAGAGGAAGAGGCAGGGGUCCAUUAGGAGGCAGCAGGAGAGGGUGCAGCAGGAGAUUGUCAAGAUGCGGAGGCAGAGGGAGGAGAGGAAAGGCCUGGAACAGUGGCUCAGACACAGGGAAAGACUGGAACGUCAACGAGCGGCCAAAAGCCUCCAGCCAGCUCCUUCAUCACCUACCAUGCAGCAGCAGCCGCCAGAAGAGAACAUGCAACGGCAUGAAGAAAAGAAAGUUGAAAUCUUUGUUCACCUGCAUAACCUGAAGUGUCUCCAGAGGCGUUUCUCACAUUGGUACUCGGUGGUGAUGGAGAGGAGGCUGCGUACGGGUAAGGCCAAGGCGCUAUGCGACUGGAGGAGGCAGCUCCGGGCCUGGCGAGCAUGGCGUGCCGUCAUGUGGGUGGGACGAAAUCAGCGGGAGGUGUCGAGGACAGAGGAGGAGCUCCGCACUGAAAACAGACAACGGCAGCUGGCCGAGGAAAACGACCGGAAGCGGUUGCUACGGCGAUGCCUGCACGAGUGGCAGCUGUGGUGCCGGCAGGAGCGCGACCAACACGAGCUUCUGGCCCAGCAGCAGGAGACCCGCCGCAAGAUGGCCGCCUUGAUCAGCGCAGCCGCGUCAGGCCACUUCAAACCCCCGGAGAUGCUGACCAGUGACCCGCCUGAGAGCACUGGGAAGUCUUUUUGUUGUGACGUGCUGGAUGAUCCCCAGAAGCCCAUCAAUACACGCCAUCGUAAAACCCCUGGGGCUACUCGGGCUCAAUCCAGCACCCGCGAGGAAGCGUUAACCACUGCGGAGGCCCAGCUCAGAGACGACGACGCAGACAAGGCCGAAUACGACGGCGACUUAACCGGCCCAAAGACAAAGAACUUGCACGGAAGCCGCUUCGAAAACCGCCACGCCGUGCAGAAGAAGAUCAUCAUGCAGCAGAAGAGACAGCUCAAGGAGCAACAGGAGGAGAUCGCAAAGCUCAAGCGGGAGAAGGUCAUGUCCGCCUGGGAGCAGGAGGCGCUUAAGAAUGCAGCCUCCAUACAGACGUCACAGCCAAGAGCGCCAACGGAACCGGUUGAAUCCGACGGCCCCGGCGCAUCCCACCGGCAAAACCCAACUCCGCAGACAUGCCCAAUCAUCUCAGCCAUGGAGGAGCGAGCCCGCGUCCGUGCUGAGCGGAAGAAGCAAAAUGAGGAACUCAAGAGGGUGAAGGAAGAAGAAAAACAGGCCGAGAUCAGGGCUGCCGAAGAGCAGAAGCUGAGGGAGGAGGAGGUGGAGAAAGCCCUGAAGUGGGAGGAGAGAAUGCUGGCCAGGAUGAAGAAAGAGGAGAAACUGAGGCAAAUGAAACAACAGCAGCAACUGCUGGAUCGGGCCCGUCACCACGACGACAGAAAAGUGCUACGUCAUCGAGGCCUGGCGCCAUGGAAACGCCUAAUAGAGCUCAAGCAGGCCAACGCAGAGCUAGCCGAGAGUCAUCACUCGGACUCCCUCCUGAGGCGAUGCGCUCUGCGAUGGCGCCAGUCCGCCAGAGAAGCUCUGUCUGAGAAGGAAACCCGUGCUGACCGACUGCAUCAGCGACUCCUACUCAGGAGGAGCUUAAACUGCUGGAAAAGACUGGAAGACCUGCGGUUACUUCAGGAGGAACAAGCAGAUAGCUUCUGUCGCGCCCACACGCUCAGGAGGUUCCUACGCGCUCUGCUGGACCACGUGACCCAGGAGAAGAGGCUAGCGCUGGAACAUCAGGAGAUGGCCGAGGGGCACGACAACAGAGCGGUGCAACGACGAUGCUUCCUUGCCUGGAGGCUCCUUCCGCGUCUGCAGCGCAAGGAAAGGGAGCGCGAGGAGCGGCGGGAGAGGCUUUGCAGGAAGGUGACGGAGGUGUUGCCUACUUUCUGGUUACGUCCUCUGUGAAAAGCCCAGCAGCGGAGGAACUCACAAACGUCUCAGUAACACAGCAAGUCGUCAAUCAUUUAUUGAGAAAUAAAUAACGUACACACAGUUAAAGCCAUACAAUGUCAAGGAGUCCAAGUCCAAUGUUACAUCAACCAUUGAAAAACAAAAAGAGGUCUUCAGUUGUUGGUUUUUUUUUUGUCAAAACUGACAUUCUUUCCAACAUUGUCCUUAUUUUCUAAAAUAAUAAGACAUCGAUCUCAAUUACAAAAUAAGGCAAGAGUUGUAUCGCAAUAGCCUAAAGUUGUUUGCAGUUUCCCCGUGUUUGUAUUAGUUGUGUGUGUUACCAGCUUGUUACGAGUAGUGCUGUCAUUUUGUUUGUUUAGGUUGGUGUUCCGUUUAUUGACCACCCUGUUCCUUUCCUCACUGUGGUAGUGAUAGCAGUUUUCUCAAAGAUGCUCUAUCGCUAGACUCAG